AUGUCUGUCUCGCCAGAACACGUUUCACAGAUCCUGUCGUAUCUGCAGCUCCCGGCAUCCGAGACGCUCCCCUCGCCGCCCCUCGAGUUUCUUACCAAAUACAUCCAAAAUCUCCCGUCAUCGCUCCUCGAACCCUUCUCCUUCAUAUCCCCCAAAGAGCGCACCUCAAUACCGACAAUAAAACGCCGCCGUCUCAUAUACUCCACAACCUCUCCCUCAUCUCUAUCUUCCGCGCAAGGCCGUCUUCGCUGGCCGCUUCUCUGGGAACGUCUCGGCGGCGACCCAUUCGCCGAAACGUCCCAAAACGCAGAGGACGAAGCUGCCUGGGCCAACUCUUCCUUCAUGCAGGGAACUGUAGGGAACCAGCAAGUGAGAAAGCUGGGCGGGUUUUUGAGAUUGAUGGAGGAAGAUAGAGAGGCGGAAGAUGUGAGGGCUGCGAAGCGGAUGGAGAGGAGACUGGAUCAAGUAGGGGAAGAGUUUGAGGAGGAGAGUGAUGAUGAGGAAGAUGAGGCGAAUGGCGGGGAGCCGAGGGUGGAAGUGGCUGAGGAUCAGGCAGAGGUAAAGAGGGUAUUUGAGAGGCGGUUGUUGGAGCUCUUUCUCGAUGGCUUGGAUACCCUCGAUUACUCUCCAAUAGACUUUGAGGAUCCUCCGGGCGGUGAUCCCAUAGCAAUAAGGGACGCCGAAGAUCGAUACUUUGAGGACGAAUCUCCCAGCCGGACACCCAAUGGCACCACCCAAGGGAAUUCCCUCCGGUCUGUUCCCGCCAACGCUGAUGAGAAGAGUGUACAGAAUGGGCAGGGGGACUAUGAUUAUUGA
Cryptococcus amylolentus CBS 6039 is the source of this 816-nucleotide messenger RNA. RefSeq lists its product as hypothetical. The transcript has 2 exons. Bases 1 to 816 code for a protein of 271 amino acids. NCBI's taxonomy places the organism in Eukaryota, Fungi, Basidiomycota, Tremellomycetes, Tremellales, Cryptococcaceae. The record is from RefSeq and is a predicted model, not a curated record.